Messenger RNA from Misgurnus anguillicaudatus (oriental weatherfish), 2622 nucleotides. RefSeq names its product gigaxonin (gene gan). Gene Ontology annotation, biological process: cytoskeleton organization. Gene Ontology annotation, molecular function: protein binding. The record is from RefSeq and is a predicted model, not a curated record. NCBI's taxonomy places the organism in Eukaryota, Metazoa, Chordata, Actinopteri, Cypriniformes, Cobitidae.
CUUGACUGACGAAAUGACCAGUGGCAGGCUGCUCCCGUCAGCUAGCUGAAGAUUAAACCCACUCCCACAAAAAGUCACUGCAUGUGGGAAAUUUAAAAAAAAAUUAGAUAAAAAUGGCAGCUGGUAGGUUUCAAUAUGGGAUUCAACCAUAUAUGUUCGAGCCAGAGUCUGAUCCGGAAUCUCAAGACGAUGAUGAACCGAUUAACGUCGACGCUAGAUCUGAAAUACAAAGGAUGCUCAAGAGUGUGAAAGCGUGCAUGUCAACCCCUACAGCGGCUGAUGCUGGAUCAGUGGUGUCGGACCCUCAACAUUCCCAAAAGCUUCUAAAGGCCCUUCAGUCUUUCAGACAAGAUAAUUUUUUUCAAGAUGCAGUGCUGGUUUUGGAUGGUGAAGAGAUACCGGUUCAGAAGAACAUUCUGGCUGCUGCCAGUCCAUACAUAAGGACCAAAUUAACUUACAACCCCCCAAAGGAGGAUGGGUCUGUUUACAGAAUUGAAUUGGAAGGGAUCUCCGUCACUACCAUAAGGCAGAUACUCGACUACAUUUUCAGUGGAGAGAUUGCCCUGAGUGAAGACACCAUCCAGGAUGUGGUCCAAGCUGCUGAUCUUCUGCUCCUCACUGACCUAAAAUCUCUGUGCUGUCAAUUUCUGGAGGGCUGCAUCAAUGCAGAGAACUGCAUCGGUAUUCGGCUCUUUUCCAUGCAUUACUGCCUGCACCACGUUCACCAUGUGGCCACGGAGUUCCUUCAGACGCAUUUCCGAGAUGUGGCCAACACAGAGGAGUUCCUGGAACAGCCGCCCGAUCGCCUGUGCGAGCUGCUGGGGAUGGAAAAGCUCAACAUAGGAAAUGAAAGGCACGCGCUGGAAGCCGUGGUCCGCUGGCUCAGUCAUGACAUUGAAGCUCGGCGAGUCCACAUGAAGGAAGUCAUGUCUGCCGUAUGGAUUCAAGGCUUGGACCAGACGUACCUCCAGGAGCAGAUGCUCGGCGAACCACUGAUGAGGGAGGUGAUAGGGAAUUGUUGUAUGGAGACCCUAAAAGCAGAACAGCAGGGGGAGGCGCUGCUCGCUGCGUUUAAACCUCGCGGAUACUCCGAGUGUAUUGUAAUAGUAGGGGGUGAGGAUAGAAUCUCUCGGAAACCCACAGCAGCGGCACGCUGCAUGUGUCCACUUUACGAUCGAAGCAGGCAGAUGUGGGUCGAGCUACAGCCAAUGAGUGAGAGGCGUGUUGGGCACGGAGCCAUGUCAGCAGAGGGUUACCUGUUUGCAAUCGGUGGAAUGGAUGAGAAUAAAACUGUGUUGAGCAGUGCAGAGAAAUAUGACCCAGAGACCAACACCUGGACGCCAAUCCCGCCAAUGAUGGAGGCCCGACAGCACUUUGGUAUUGCUGAGCUGGAUGGGAUGGUCUAUGUCUUGGGUGGGGAGAACAAGAACACUGAAGUUCUUCUCUCAAUGGAGGUGUAUGACCCCCAUUGUAACAUCUGGAAGCCCCAACCGAAUAUGAGCACAGUGCGCAAGUUUGGUAGCUGUGCCACCAUGAAAAAGAAGCUUUAUGUAAUGGGAGGUGGAUCAUACGGGAAAGUUUACGACUCUGUGGAGUACUAUGACCCCAAAACUCAGCAGUGGACAACCGUUUGCCCCCUAAAGGAACGGAGAUUCGGAGCUGUGGCGUGUGGUAUCGGACAAGAGCUUUACGUGUUUGGUGGUGUGAGAAACAGAGAAGUUGACAAUCCUGAGUCCACCCAGAUGACCAUCGCCAAAUCCGAGUUUUACCACGAUGAACUGAAAAGGUGGAUGCUCUUAGAUGACCAAAGCCUUUGUAUUCAAGCCACUUCAUCCUUUGUGUAUGGAGCUGUUCCUGUUGGUGCUAGCAUAUAUGUAGUAGGCGAACUCGACACUGGCACCAAUUUUGACUAUGUCCGUGAGUUUCGAAGAAGCACAGGGACGUGGCAUCCCACCAGACCUCUUAUACCAUCUGAUCUGAGUAAGACGAGCUGCGCCGCCCUUCGGAUCGCCAACUGUAAGCUGUUCCGCCUUCAACUUCAACAGGGCCAGUUUCGGAUUCGGGUUCCUUCCAUAUAAACUGAACUCGCAUCUUCACCACUGGGUUCUGCGUCAUGUCACUCCUCCAUUGUCUGCUAGUUGAAAGGAGGAGGAUUGUGGGAAUACAGUGGCUUUAGCUGAAGUUUGGUAAAAGUUUAAUGAAUUAUUAAGUUUCAUAUUGGUGCCUUUUGUAAGGGAAUACAUAAAAUGGUUCUUUCAGUAGUGUGAGGGAGGGGUUUAGCCCAUCCACCAGAUAUGUAUCAUUUAAGGGACCUUCUCUUUGUUUUACACCUUAGUUUACAUUGUUUUACCUGGCGGUUAUCGCUGCUUUUGACGCUAGCACUUUGGAGAGGGAAGUUAAAGUAGCAUUUUUUUUUUUAUAUUUAGGGAGCAAUAAGUAAGGGAACAAAUCAAAUGUGUGCUACAUUGAAUGGUACAUUAGGAUCAAGCACAAUAUUGUCGCUUAUGUCUGUCUAGCUACUGUACACAUGAAAUAUAAAGAGAGUUAGAUUAUUGAAAUCAAUGGGUGACAAUAUUAGGGCUGUUAAAGCAUUUUCAUCCUAUUAAAGAUCAAAAUCUUAAA